Propithecus coquereli (Coquerel's sifaka) is the source of this 2610-nucleotide messenger RNA. RefSeq names its product cadherin-related family member 1 (gene CDHR1). Bases 108 to 2183 code for a protein of 691 amino acids. Gene Ontology annotation, molecular function: calcium ion binding; cadherin binding. The transcript is spliced from 17 exons. Lineage: Eukaryota; Metazoa; Chordata; Mammalia; Primates; Indriidae. The record is from RefSeq and is a predicted model, not a curated record. Gene Ontology annotation, cellular component: plasma membrane; adherens junction; catenin complex. Gene Ontology annotation, biological process: cell-cell junction assembly; calcium-dependent cell-cell adhesion; adherens junction organization.
CCGCCGCCCUCAUUGUCGUCUCUGCCCUCCUCGCGGGGCCAGGGCAUGCUCCGCGCUCCCGCGGCCGGGCCGGGCGGCGGCAAGCGACACGACCCGCCGGCGGCGACAUGAGGCGUGGCCGGUGGGCCGCCCUGGUCCUGGGGCUGCUACGCCUCUGCCUGGCCCAGGCCAACUUUGCCCCCUACUUCUUCGACAACGGGGUCGGCAGCACCAACGGAAACAUGGCCCUGUUCAGCCUCCCAGAGGACACCCCCGUGGGCUCUCAUGUCUACACCCUGAACGGAACAGACCCGGAGGGAGACCCUGUCUCCUACCACAUCAGCUUUGACCCCAGCGCUAGAAGCGUCUUUUCCAUUGACCCCAAUUUUGGAAACAUCACUCUGGUCGAAGAGCUGGACAGAGAGAGGGAGGAUGAGAUUGAAGCCAUCAUCAGCAUUUCCGACGGCCUGAAUCUGGUGGCAGAAAAAGUCGUGAUCCUGGUGACUGAUGCCAAUGACGAGGCGCCCAGGUUCAUCCAGGAGCCUUAUGUUGUCCUGGUUCCUGAGGACACACCUGCUGGGAGCAGCAUCUUUAAGGUCCACGCGGUGGACAAGGACACUGGCUCUGGAGGGAGUGUCACCUACUUCCUGCAGAACCUGCACUCCACCCAGUUUGCCAUGGACCGCCACAGCGGGGUGCUGCGCCUUCAGGCUGGGGCCACUCUGGACUAUGAGAAGUCCCCGACCCACUAUGUCACCGUGGUUGCCAAGGAUGGUGGGGGGAGGCUCCGAGGGGCCGACGUGGUGUUCUCAGCCACCACCACCGUCACGGUCAACGUGGAGGACGUGCAGGACACGGCCCCUGUCUUCGUGGGCACACCUUACUAUGGCUACGUGUAUGAGGACACUCUUCCGGGCUCGGAGGUCCUGAAGGUGGUCGCCGUGGACGGAGAUCGGGGCAAACCCCACCGCCUUCUCUACAGCCUCGUGAAUGGGAGCGAUGGUGCCUUUGAAAUUAACGAGACGUCUGGAGCCAUCUUGGUCAUGCAGAGCCCUGCCCAGCUCCAGAGAGAGGUGUAUGAGCUGCACAUACAGGUGACCGAGGUCAGCUCUGUGGGGAGCCCAGCUGCCCAGGCCAUGGUCCCCGUAACCAUCAGGAUUGUGGACCUCAACAACCACCCGCCGACAUUCUACGGCGAGAGCGGGCCCCAGAACAGGUUUGAGCUGUCCAUGAAUGAGCAUCCGCCCCAGGGCGAGAUCCUACGGGGCCUCAAGAUCACCGUCAACGACUCCGACCAGGGAGCCAAUGCCAAAUUCAACUUGCGGCUGGUGGGACUCGGGGGCAUCUUCCGCGUGGUCCCACAGACAGUCCUGAACGAAGCUCAGGUUACCAUCAUUGUGGAGAACUCAGCUGCCAUUGACUUUGAAAAAUCCGAAGUGUUAACCUUCAAGCUCCUGGCCAUCGAGGUGAACACCCCAGAGAAGUUCAGCUCCACGGCAGAUGUUGUGAUCCAGCUCCUGGACACCAAUGACAAUGCCCCCAAGUUCACCUCCCACUACUACAUUGCCAGGAUCCCCGAGAAUGCCCCAGGGGGCUCCAACGUGGUGGCUGUCACAGCUAUGGAUCCGGACACAGGACCCUGGGGCGAAGUCAAAUACUCCAUCUAUGGGACUGGGGCGGAGCUCUUCAUGAUCCACCCAACCACUGGGCUCAUCUACACCCAGCCCUGGGUCAGCCUGGACGCUGAGGCCAUCGCCAGGUACAACUUCUACGUGAAGGCCGAGGACGUGGAGGGCAAGUACAGCCUGGCCGAGGUGUUCAUCACCCUGCUGGAUGUCAAUGACCACUACCCGCAGUUUAAAAAGAGCAUCCAGAAGGAGACGAUGGUGCUGGGGACACCGGUGAAAAUCGAGGCCACAGACGAAGACGCAGAAGAACCCAACAACCUGGUGGACUAUUCCAUCACCCGGGCAGAGCCGGUCAACGUGUUCGACAUCGACGCGCACACGGGGGAGAUCUGGCUCAAGAACUCCAUCCGCUCCCUGGAUGCCCUGCACAACAUCACGCAGAGCGGGGACUGCACGUGGUCCCUAGAGGUGCAGGCCAAGGACCGCGGCUCCCCCUCCUUCAGCACCACGGCCUUACUCAAGAUUGACAUCACAGACACUGAGCUGAAAACACUAAGGCACAAAAAACGUGAGUAACUUCCCAGAUGUCACAAAGCCAGUAAAAAGCAAAGCCAAAAUUUAAGCCCAAGAAACUGGGUUCCAGAGUCUAUUCUUUUAUUCUUACUGUCAAAUUGCCUACUCAAUCUGAAUAAUGUGAAUCUUUACCCUAGGAUUUUUAAAGGGGCAGCCCAAGGGUCUUAAAAAGUAUCAGAUUCCCAGAAAUCAUCUCUAGACCAUAUCCCCUCUCCCUAAAUUUCCAUGUUCACAGAGGCAGCUAAACCCCACCAUGCCCACCGACAUGCUCCUGACUCUUCCUGCUCUGCUCACUCCUCUCCUCCUGAGCCCUCUGUCCAUGGCCACCACCCAGCUUCCCUUGCUGGAAGUGAGGGUCAGAAUGUCCACCCCACCUUCAUGCAGCCGAAGCCACCUCAUAAUACUGCACCCUCCCAGACCCGAAGACCAC